AUGAUCUCCCACCUCAUCGGCCACCCCCUCCGCUUCACAAUCUCCACCCUCAAAAUCACCUGCCUCGCCCACCUCACCCUCUCCCACCUGCUCCAAGUCUCCCCCGCCCAGGGCCCCUCCAUGCUGCCCACCUUCACCGUCGACGGCGACUGGAUCGCCGCCGACAUGCGGUACCGCCUCGGCCGCGGCGUGAAAGUCGGCGACCUCGUCCUCUACAAGAUCCCCAUCUUCCCCAGCCAAAACGGCGUCAAGCGCAUCGUCGGCAUGCCGGGCGACUAUGUCUCGCUGGGCACGCCGGGAGAGCCCGGCGAGGAGCAAAUGAUUCAGGUUCCCGAGGGCCAUUGCUGGAUCGUCGGCGACAACCUCCCGGCUUCACGAGACUCCAGACAGUUUGGCCCGCUACCACUCGCCUUGGUCCAGGGCAAGAUCAUGGGCAAGAUUCUGCCCUGGAAGGAUCGCCAAUGGGCAAAGGACGGCCUCGAUAAAAUAGACUCAUGA
Messenger RNA from Trichoderma aggressivum f. europaeum, 498 nucleotides. RefSeq lists its product as uncharacterized. Lineage: Eukaryota; Fungi; Ascomycota; Sordariomycetes; Hypocreales; Hypocreaceae. The transcript is spliced from 2 exons. The record is from RefSeq and is a predicted model, not a curated record. Gene Ontology annotation, molecular function: serine-type endopeptidase activity. Gene Ontology annotation, cellular component: mitochondrial inner membrane peptidase complex; membrane. Bases 1 to 498 code for a protein of 165 amino acids.